This is a messenger RNA of Scylla paramamosain (green mud crab), 2827 nucleotides long. Its product is annotated as probable E3 ubiquitin-protein ligase HERC4. Gene Ontology annotation, biological process: protein polyubiquitination. Gene Ontology annotation, molecular function: ubiquitin protein ligase activity. The coding region runs from base 749 to 1276 and encodes 175 amino acids. The transcript is spliced from 12 exons. Lineage: Eukaryota; Metazoa; Arthropoda; Malacostraca; Decapoda; Portunidae. The record is from RefSeq and is a predicted model, not a curated record.
GAAAAUGUUCGCAAGAUGAUAUAUAAAUCUUUCAUUUAAAACCACAAAAUGGUGAGUAAUGUUGAGAAGGAAGAAGAAAGGAAGAUUAUGAGGAAGAAGAGGAGGAAGAAGAGGAGGAAUAGGAUUUAAAUGAAGGAAAAUAACAGGGACAAAGUUUUAAAUCAUAUUAUUCGUUAUUUCUUUCUUUAUUCAGUAUUUCCUUAUUCCUUUCUUUAUUUUCGUUUACUUCCUCCUCUUAUCCCUUUUCUGCCAGAGGAGGAAGGGGAAGAAAGGAGGAUGAGGGUGAGGAAGACGAGGAAGAGGAAGAGGAUUAAAUUUCUUUCAUCUUUCUUAGACAGUCCUCAGGAUGUCAACAUUGUAUAAUGGUACAGUGUUGAGACAGGGACGGUCGCGUUAUAAUUCACUAAUUGAGGUUACUUUUGAUAAAUAAACAACUAGUACGGAGUCUUUUAAGUAUUUUACAUUAUCUUAUACCGGAAAAUAUUAAGGAAAAGUGGCGUAAAUAAGAAAAAAAGGCAAAGAUUAGAGAUGUGGGAUUUUAUAACUUGUGGUAUCUUAAAAUACUAGUAUAAGAUAAACCCUAUGCAAAACGAAUAAUAUAACCUUUAUUAAUCAUCAUAACCUAGAAAACCGAUAAAUAUAUAUAUAAAAACCAGUGUAAUUAGUAAAAAACAAAAAAACUGUCCCUGGGAAGUGAGACGGCCCACAGAGUCGCGCCAAAAACGUGGAUCUACAGGCCAGGCAUCUUAUGUUUAACCAGGUGUACAAGGUGCUGGCUUUCAAGGGCUCCUCCACACCUACAGACACACGCACACACCACCAGAUACAGGAAGAAUUAAUUGAUGAGCUACAGAACUACAGCAUCGUUCAGGUGGCAGCCGGAGACCAGCACUCUCUUGCUCUCACCUCCUGGGGCCUGGCCAUAAACAGUGCACACGCGGGACUGAGUCACUCGGUAAACACAGUGCAGUGGGCCGCGGGUGGCGCCAAGCAGUGCGCUCUGGUGGCCAGGGGACACACUAUGCCUUGCCCAGGAAUUUUAAUCGAUUUUAUCUACGCACGGGGUGACAAUGGGUACGGUGAGCUUGGCGUCAACUCCUGCGACAGUCACACCGCCACACGCAAGCUUGUCAAGAGUCUGGCCAGGAAGGUGACAGUGCAGCUGGCCUGUGGCGCCAACCACACCCUUGCCUUGACUGCUGAUGGUGACAAAAUACCUUCGGCCAGUUGGCACUUAGACACCGACAGGGGCCCCAGAAGGAUCCUGCCCUGGUGACCUCCUUGGCUGGCACCCUCUUAGUCCUGCUGGCCGCUGCGGGUCACCACUCUGCUGCCGUGACCCAGGCCGGCUACCUGCUGUUGUGGGGGUCAAACAAGCAGGGUCAACUGGGCUAUACUCCCAAGGGUGAUCCUCUUGUUAGAUCUUCGCAGGGGGUGACGUCAGCUUGGCCACUGUCAGCAGGGAGAGUGGGGGUGCUGAGGACUUUUGCAGCCCUCCCCUACCCCGACCAAAUGCCCUCUCUCUCACAAUUCAAGAACAUAUGAUUAAGAAACUUCUGUCAAUUGAGGAAGAAGACAUGAUUGAUGACGAUUUGUUUACGUACACAGAGACAGUGUUUGCCUCAGUGUGCGCUUGGAACAGCUCCCUCACGCUUGCUGGCUUGCACAAACACACACACGGGCUGGACUACCGUUUGGCUGAGGACUGUGUGGCUCAGAUUGGCCGGAUUGCAAGGGAGACCAUCCAGGAAGUGGCGAGUGCGUGCGUUUGUGUGCGUUUCACUGCAUUUUACUGAAGGUUUCCCAGGACAAAACAGGACAAACCGACCUGCUGGCAUUUCACACGCAGAAUCUCACAAGUGUCCACUGAUCCAUUACCGAGCUAAUCCAAACGUAUCCAAACGUCCACAGGUUCGUACUGGCAUUCAAAACGUGGCCAAGAGUCUUCCUUCGCAUCCCCCAGCCAGGACGCCUUACGCUGUUAUGUUCUUCCCCUGUACAAGGACUUCACUGACCCUAAACAAACGGCCAAACUCCAAACGCCGUAUGCUGAGGGAGUGUUGAAGCUUGACAAGGAGAUGGCGGAGGUGUUCAGGACUUUCCACUAAGGCUGGUUACUGUGUACAAGAAUGUGGUGGUACAAAUACUGAAUUUUGCUCACCAAUCUAGCUCUGAGAGACCGGCGUGCCCUUGUGUCUUCCCCGCGGCUGUUGUCCCUGGUCCACGGUCUGAACUUCCAAGCCGGCUGCCGAGUGGGGCGGUUGAACUGCGACGACUUUUACAUCCCAGAAAUUGCAGAGAAAAUUGAUAUUAGGAAUGAUUACUUGAACUGGAUGAACAGCAGGCUUCACCCGAUGUCCAGGAGGGAGAGUCCAAUCCUGUUCUGUGAGUAUCCAUUCUUGUUCGACCCUCAGGCCAAGAUGCUGCUGCUCAGGUGUGACGCCACUCGGCAGGGCGAAUGUUUCCCAGACCACCCGGUCAUACGCACGUUCUGGGAAGUAUUUCACAAACUCUCCCUGGAGCAGAAGAAGUUGUUUUUGAAGUUCCUGACGGGCACUGACAGGGUUCCUAUUCUGGGCCUGAAGGCACUCAAGUUGAUGAUCCAAAGCACAGCAGACGACAGCUUCCUUCCGGUCGCACACACCUGCAUCACCCAGACUGUGGAACGUCUUCGCGUCCUCCGUCCCUCACAUCAGGGGGAUGGAUACCCAGGACGUGAAGUUAACAGCACACCACUGGAGGGGCUCGUUCCCAACCCUCCUGCUAACAAUAUUAACAUAAGUCCAUAAAGAAUGUAUAUAUAUGUAUAUAUAUCUUUAUAUUUAUA